Molecule: messenger RNA, 804 nt
Organism: Cyclocybe aegerita
Lineage: Eukaryota; Fungi; Basidiomycota; Agaricomycetes; Agaricales; Hemipholiotaceae
Source: the annotation of a GenBank genome assembly
AUGUUCUCCUCUGCUUCCUUCACCGUUCUCCUCGUCGCUGCUCUUUCCAUGCAAACUCUUGCCGCUCCUCUCACUGCUAAGAUCGGUUCCGAUGGCUCUCAAGCUAACCGCCACGCCAUUGAAAAUGCCAUGCCCGUUGCUAACCAGAAGAUCAAGAACAUGCAAGCAGUGAUCGGUAGCUCGAACGCGAAGAGUCACCCGGCCGUCCGCAAGGCCUUUGGCAACGACGCGAACGUUGGCAAGAUCAGGAAGACAGUGGACAAGCUGGCGAACGGCCGCAUCGUCGUCCCUCACACGGAUUCGGCCUCGGGUGUGACUGAGGGUGCGACUAACCCCAGGAACGGCCAUGUAACGUUCGGGUCGACGUUCUACCAGAGCGGCAAGAGUGCCAACUCGCGUGCGGGGACGAUCAUUCAUGAGGCGUCGCAUGCCUUGGGAAAGACUGUCGACGCUUUCGACAGGAACGGAAAGCCUUACAAGUACGGCGAGUCGCUCCCUUCGGACAAGGUCAGGGCUGGUGUUCAGAUUGGCUACAAGGACAGCAACAUGGAUUCGCUGAAGGCUAGCUCUUCGAAGAAGAUGCACCACAAUGCUGACUCGUACCGAGUGUUCGCCGAAGAGUGUCCCGAGGCCAGGGAGGAUCUCUUCGAACGGGCCAUGCUCGAGGACGAUGUCGAAAUCCGUGAAUUCCUCUUCCGCCGUGCGUGCAAGCCCGGUGCCAAGGGUAGCAAAGCACCUGCUGGAAAGGCCGCACCGAAGCCCGCCGCUGCUAAGCCCGCCGCCGUCAAGGCCGGUCGCAAGUAA